CCGCGACGCGACGGAAGUCUGCGCGUGACGUCAUCCGUCUUCGUCCGGCUGCAGCGCCAGCUAACGCCGCAGAAACGAAUCCAGAGUAACGCGCAAACGAUGUGAUUUCAUCGCUAUUUUAGACAGUGAUUCCCUACAAACUCAUCGGUGUGUGCGAAGAUGUGCGAUCUGAGCUCGGCGCUCAUUCAAGAAGGCUGGUACCUUACAGAUGAAGGAAUCGAGGAGUGUAAAAGUUCAUCAGAGAAGGAAAAAGCAUCACCGACUGACAUCAUCCAAGUAGCACUAAACAGUGAUCUGAGACCCAUAGGAAAGAGCUUUCUGCCAACGGACAUCAACAGUGGACGAAUAGAAAAGUUGGACGGCCCUUGUGUCUUUCAGCUGCAGAAGAUCCGUAAUGUCGCUGCUUCUAAAGAUCACGAGGAGUCGCAGGCGGCGCCCAGAAUGCUGCGUCUGCAGAUGACAGACGGACACACGUUGUGCACCGGCCUCGAGUACAAACAUCUGUCCAAAAUCAGUCUGAACACUCCUCCUGGAACCAAAGUGAAGCUCCUGGGGGCCGUCCAGGUUCAAAACGGCAUCCUGCUAUUGGACGAUUCCAAGAUCACGGUUCUCGGAGGUGAAGUGGAUCACAUGAUCGAGAAGUGGGAGUUUCAGAGGAGCCUCGCCAAACACAGCCGCAGAAACAUCGGCGCAGAAGGUGGACCCCCUCCAUUCGUUCCCUUCGGACAGAGAUGUGCUCAGAAGGAGCAGGUGGACAGCAGAGCUCUGGAUCAGAGGAAGACGCUGCAGAGCACCAACGCUGUCAAAUCUGCUGAAGACAACGACGAGUUCGAGAGACAAAGAAUCGCUGCCAUCGCAGAGAUCGCCAAGAGUAAAGAGAUGCGAACGUUCGGCGGUGGAGGCAACGCAGGCGGAAACCUCGCCAAUCCAGGGUCCACCUACAGGAGCCGAGACCCCUAUCAGAGAAAACGAGAGGAGAGAGAAAAGCCGUGGAUGGAGAACAAGUCAGAAGGAGUUUACAGAGAUUUGGUUGAUGAGCGUGCUUUGAGGGACAUCAUGGAGAUGGGGUUUAACCGAGAGGCGUCCAGACAGGCCCUGCUGGAUAACAACAAUAACCUGGAAGUGGCCCUCAACUUCCUGCUCAGUGGAACAAACCAGCCCAACGUGACCCAAACAGAGCAGAGCCGCCCACCGCCUCGAGGAAAGGGUCGUGGAAGAGGGCGCUCCAGACAAGAUGAGGACGAGGAAGGAGGAGGAAGACCGUCUGGGCCCAGCACAUUGUUUGACUUCCUGGAGUCAAAAAUGGGGACAUUCUCCAUCGAAGAGUCAAAGAACCAGCCUUCACCACAAGAGCACCAAUAUAAGAUGACUUUCCCAAGCACUGAUCAAAUGUCCAGAGAUGCCACCCAGUCCAAACACCCCCGGAACGAGGGACGCUCGCAGAGAAACGACAGACCUCCACGUUUCCAGAAGGAUGGAGACUUUCCUAAACCCAGCACGGCCUCUUUCAGUGUCUCCCACCCGCAGAAAUGGAGGGAUGGAGAGCGAACGGGAAGAGGGGGAUCAGAGCGAUGGAAGAAUGAUGCUCAAGACGCUAGAAGCACAUACACAUCGAUGGGGAGGUCCAGGGAACAGCAGGGUCUCUAUGGAAGGGAACAUAACGGGUCGAAAAGCUUUCAGCAGGAACCUCAUAACGGUGGCUGUAAAGAGCAGGAUGGGACAGGACCAGCUGCUUUUAGGAAAAACCAAUCAAACGGAUCCGCGGCACCCAAAUCCUCAAAUCCUACCGCGUCAGGCUCUGAUCCUAAAGCGAGAAACGAGCCCAACAACAGAAGGAAAGGCAAGCCGGAAAGACCCAAAUCAGGCUACUUUGAGCGUUCGGAAGAUGCCACGAAAAAAGACUUUCCGCAGGACACCGGAUCCGGUCAGGGCAUCAAAGUGGGCGGGGUUUCAGACGCACUGCUCCCCAAUGGUGAUUUAGAACACAGGCGGACCGGUCCAAUCAAGACGGAGUCUCCAGCCCCGCCUCAGAAACAAACCAACAUGCAUAACCCCGCCCCCAAGAAACGAUCUGGACCAAUCAAAGGCCAGAGAGAGACGAAUGACGCAAAUAAUCACAUAAUCUGGAGAGCUGGUGACCAGUGUCUUGCGCUCUACUGGGAAGACAAUAAGUUUUAUCGGGCGAGAAUCGACGCCAUCCACCCUUCGGGCUCCACGGCUGUGGUUGUGUUCAGCGACUACGGCAACUGUGAAGAAGUUCUGCUUCACAAUAUCAAACCUCUGCACAUGGACGAAUGGGAUGACGAAGACAUUUACUAUGAGAAUUCCCUUGAAUUUCGAAGAGGAGGAGAUGGACAACCUCGCCGCUCUCGACCGACACAACAAUAUUAUCAACCGCCUCGUGCAAGAGACUGACACGCGUUCACACACACUCCCAAAUCCAAACUCACAGCCUUUCCAUAGCAAGGAAAUUCAUUUCAUUUACUCCUCACUAGUGCUCUUAUGGUAAACCAAUGCACUUAGGUUUACGGCUGUUACUCUUCUGCUCUCCAAGCAUUGUGUAGUCUCUGUAGAACAAUAUAAAUGCAACAUGAUGUUCUCUGCCCAUGCAGAUAAUUAUCAUCUCGUUAUCCACAUGUGAACGACUCUAAUUGGAGAAAAUGACAUGCAGUUUGUUGUACCUUUUCAGAAACAUCAUUAUUAACAGCUAAAUAUUCAGUGAAUAUCAGAAUAUUUCACCUCGAAAUAAAAGAAUAGGUAAUUAUAUUUUGCAUUGUGACAUUAUUAGUGUUUCUUUUUUAUUUAUUACGGCUUUAUUAAUAAUAAGGAAUGGGAAAUAUGAAUACAUUAAUUAUUGUUAAAUUAUUAGCCAUUCUUAUUACUGUUAAAAAUGUAAAAAAUAAUUUUUCAACAGUAUUUUUUCUUUAUUUUGAUUUAAAUAAAACCAUUUUAUUGCUGUUUUUCUAAUGUAAUACAGUAACAACGGCAGUAUUAAAGAAGUUUAAAUCACUCAAAAGUAACGAAUUCCGAAACAUUUCAAAAAUGAGAAUUCGUUGGAAAAACAUCAAACUGUCACAAUCUGAAUGAUACUCAAAUAGUGAAAUGUGACCUGGAGAUAAGAUGUCAUGAGAUCCAGUAAAUAAGCAUUCAUAAAAAUGAUGUGCUGUCUCAUGGCAAUGCUUUGGUUGCGUGCCUGAGUGAAUCUGUGUGAGGUUUCAUGCGAGUUAAAACAACAAAACUGAAUCUGAUACAUUUGUGCUUCAUCUCAAAGAUGUUUUUUUUUCCCCAAUUCAAAGACUGAUGAUUUGAUCUCUGGCUGAGGAGAUAAAAGAACAUAUCUCAGAAAUAUCAGAUCUCUGUCUCGGCAUGGGAGACGGAUUCGUAAGGGCUUGCAGCACAUGUUGCAUCGAUCAAUUCUGGACUGUGAAACUGCUGCUGUACAUGGUGACUAUUUGUAAAGGACUUGAUAUAAUAAUUAUAAAAGCACUAUGCUCUUUUGUUCAAA
Messenger RNA from Carassius gibelio (silver crucian carp), 3505 nucleotides. RefSeq names its product tudor domain-containing protein 3. Gene Ontology annotation, molecular function: RNA binding; protein binding. The transcript is spliced from 13 exons. The record is from RefSeq and is a predicted model, not a curated record. Gene Ontology annotation, cellular component: cytoplasm; nucleus. NCBI's taxonomy places the organism in Eukaryota, Metazoa, Chordata, Actinopteri, Cypriniformes, Cyprinidae. Bases 160 to 2415 code for a protein of 751 amino acids. Gene Ontology annotation, biological process: mRNA processing.